Aaosphaeria arxii CBS 175.79 is the source of this 1510-nucleotide messenger RNA. RefSeq lists its product as uncharacterized. The transcript has a single exon. Bases 263 to 1204 code for a protein of 313 amino acids. The record is from RefSeq and is a predicted model, not a curated record. Lineage: Eukaryota; Fungi; Ascomycota; Dothideomycetes; Pleosporales.
UUAUAAACAACUUGAAAGACCCAAUAGAAGCUACAAAGGGAAAAGGAGGACACAAUGUUCAAGCCACUUGAGAUUGCAGCGUUCAUAAGGGAUAUCAGGCUCAACAAUGCAUCACUCCUAACAAUUCAUCACGGAGAAUCAACAUUCAUCAGUCGAUCGCAAACAUACAUUACCAACAACCCUCGCGCAGCAGUUUUCGCCACCCUAACUCUCCACCUUUCCGGUUUCUACGCAUUCCAGAAACCAAUCAGCAACCUGAACCAUGUCUUCCAUGUCGGCCCCUGGGCCCCCAACAUUAUCGGCUCCCAUCACCACGCACGAUAUAUUAAAGCGAAGAGAGCGCAGCCGCCCUGGACCCAAGAAAAAGUCAGCGGCCCAUCAGGGGGCGCAGGUCAAGCCCCGCCCGUCGCAGAUGGAAAAGUACGAUCCGACGUUUAGAGCCUACCAAGCCGUGAAAAUGGACAGGGAUCAGCUCCUUGCGGUGAACCAGCAGCUGAAGUCACGCAUGGAAAAAAUGGAACUGCAGUCCUCGCAUUACUUCGGCAUCGUGAGCUCCAUGCUGAGCCAACUGCAUCACAAAUGUUGGAUGGCGACGUUGAACUCGCCAGAUGAGAACCACGUGAGCUGGCUUCGAACCAUCGAAGGAGCCGUGGUGGUCAAUUGGAGGCAAUCGCAGAAGCUGGUAGUGCCGGAGCUCGAUCCCUUCUUAUCAUCUCUAUUCGACCCUCAGCCUAGCAUCACGCCCGGCGCCGUACAGAGUGUUGCAGCGCCAGUGGCUGACGCUGUCCCGGCGCUUGUGGCCGGCAGCGUCCAGGGAGUUGUUGCUGGGCCAUCAGAAGGUGGGAAUCAGUGGAAGGAAUCUGAGACACGGCCGCAUGGCAGCGUGGCCGUGCCCAACACCGUACAGAGUGUUGCAGUACCAGUGCCUGACGCUGUCCCAGCGCUUGAGGCCGGCAGCGUCCAAGGAGCUUUUGCUGGGCCAUCAGAGGGUGGGAAUCAAUGGAUGGAAGAUUGGAGAUGGCCGUAUGGCAGCGCGCAUGUGCCCAACACCGGCGCAUUCGACACGACCGUAGCACAGCAGCUGCCGGAGCCAUCUGCUUCCAUGCAUGGACCUACUGCUUCCAUGUAUGGCAAGUUGGGUGACUUAACACUCAGCGACCACAACCUGAAUGUUCCUUUCUACGGGAUGAAUUCGCAGUCAUAGUGCAUGCACUCUUUCUCUGUCAUGUUUUCCAUAAUACCCCAAUAUAGGAUACCCAAAUGCAUACAUACACUUGCUACUACGAAAUCCGCCCUAUAGAGAUAAGCUGGCAUGGCUAAACGCUUGUGCUAUUGGUCCUUGAUCAGUUUGAGUGAAGUGAAGUGAACUAAACUAAACUAGAAGUGGAAGUAGAGUGACGUGAAAGUAAAGUCGAAAGUGAAGUGAAGUAGGGUAAAAGUGAAGUGAAGUGCAGUAAAGUGUAGUGAAGCAAACUGAACUAAACUAAACUGAGUUGCAACUGCAUAACUG